AUGAGAGGAGAAAAUGUCAGUCCUCGCAGCAUUGCACAAGUGGACGAUGACUUGGGCCCUGAGGGAUGCUAUUUGGUUUACGAGCCAGAUUCGGGUGGCAGAUUGAUGAUUGUGUAUAGCCAUGGCUACGUCCCCAUGAAUGCCGUUGGCUUCUGGUGUGCCGGAGAAGGCAAGGGCAUUCAGGGCUUCAAGUUCAAGCAAGCAGGAGGUCGAAGUGAACUGAUCAAGGGCAUUGCCGGUGGUGACUCGAACCGUCGCAAGUACUUUGUGGGGUGGUGUCAGUUCAUCAAGAUGGCCAAGGCCAUGAAUGGACGUGUCAUCAAAUUUCCCAAUGCGAUUCAAGGAGUUGAGGUGGACAUUUAUGGAUACCGACAAUGUGACUCUCAGCCGGACUUUUUGUGUCUGGAUGACUCCUUGGUUGACAUCAAUCACUACGAUGCCAUUGCCGUGAUACCGCGGCACAAGGAGUUCUUGAAGGGAGUCAAAUCCAUUGUAGCAAGCAAUUUCUUGGAAAUGGGCAAUAUAGCGGGAGCCUCUUCUACCAUGGUGUAA
Seminavis robusta is the source of this 552-nucleotide messenger RNA. Lineage: Eukaryota; Bacillariophyta; Bacillariophyceae; Naviculales; Naviculaceae. The record is from the annotation of a GenBank genome assembly.